Molecule: messenger RNA, 2914 nt
Organism: Mangifera indica (mango)
Lineage: Eukaryota; Viridiplantae; Streptophyta; Magnoliopsida; Sapindales; Anacardiaceae
Product: vacuolar iron transporter homolog 5-like
Exons: 1
Coding region: 1916-2848 (310 amino acids)
Biological process (GO): intracellular manganese ion homeostasis
Cellular component (GO): membrane
Molecular function (GO): manganese ion transmembrane transporter activity; iron ion transmembrane transporter activity
Source: RefSeq, a predicted model, not a curated record
UCAUGCAAAAGAAUACUGUGGCAGGUUAUAAGACUAUUCUGCUCAUUCUGCAUUAUUGAUGUUAGAAGAAAUACUUGAUUUACUGUGGUUUAAGGUUAAUUAACCAAGGCUUUUGUAGCCUGGUACUGGGAGACCAAAAAUUACUUUGAACUUCUUCGGCUAUGAUAGUGGGAAAGAUUAAGAAUUGCCCCCCCAAAAAAAUGAUAAGAAAGAAAGAACUAACCACUGAUUGCACCACCUGUAGACCAUUUUUUAUGGCAGUAACUGUGGGAUAGCUUUAAGGGCACAUAAAAAUCAUGCAACCUUGUGCAUAUCUCUGUUAAAUAAACUUAGUGAGGUUUACAGGUAUCUUCUUCAAAUGACUUAGGUUACAACUGGAUGUUGAUCAUAUAAACAAGCUUUGACUUGUUAUAGAUGAAGAUAUUGUAUUAUAUUGGCAAGAUCAUCAGGUAUAGGUGGUGUCUGUUUUCUGACAAUGCUUAGUUAUUCUUGUGCUUCUAGUUGAUGGAUGAUUUAUGGUAUAAAAAAGGUUGGAGAUGCAACUUCGUUGGACUAUUGUAUUCUGCAAAAGAAGACCUUCAAAUAUAUUUGGGUCACAGACUAUGUAUUUAGGGUGAUGAGAAGUACGUUAUCCUUUCUGGCCUUACUUAAACUAUCGAAGUGUAAAGAUCAAUUUCCUUCUGAAAGAGAUUUUAUAUUUGGAUGGGAAUGAUCUCUAUUAUGACUGUCUUAGAUCUGAUUAACAUGGCAGAGAACUGUGGACUGGGAACAUUUUUUUGUUUGCCAAUAUAUUGCUCGAAAUAUUGGAAUUUGUACAAGUGUAUAAUCAUACCUAAUGCUCACAAUUGACAACAAAAGUUGGGGAAGAGAGGAGACAGUAUUGGUAAUUGUUGUGUAUAAAAGAUUCGGCAAUUAUUAUCCUUUUCUUAUAUUGUGGUACUCCCUAUUGCAAUAUUUUGUCUAAUUCUUGAUAUGACAUUUUGGUUUUCUUUGCAAUCAUGAAUGGGUAUAUUGUGGAUAGUGGCACUGCAGUGAGUAAUUAAGCAAUGUUACAUAUCCAAGUACAUUAUUAUUAUUAUUAUUAUUUUUGUUUAAUAGCUAUCUAGUUUUUGCUUUCAUUAGUAUAUUGAUUUGAUCAAAUAAGUCAUUUUAUGUUGGAGGUGUUUGGUUGGUGCUGAUCAUUCCAAUUCUUAUUUGUUUUCAUGGGCCGAACUCUUUUCUCAUCAAGUUCAUUUUUCAUAGAUCAUAUCGAGGUUUAUGUUCAUAUACAAUUUCUGAAGAAACAGUGAAGCUUAAAUGAGAAUCGGGUUCACGAGCAGUGAACAAGGAAUGAGAGUGCAUGCCUAGUGCUAUAGGCAUACUUUGGGAAGUUGAAGUGCCUGAAGUGAUCAAAUUUAAGAAAUAUAAAUGUUUGAAUGUAAGCUAUUAAUCACAAAUCAUUAGUUGAGGGAAAGUAAUGUUAUCAAACUGCUAGUAGGUUGAGCUCAAUUGCCAUAAUGGUAGCAAAUUUUAAUCCAGAAGAUUGUUCAUAGUAUAAGUUGUAUGUAAAGGAAUCUCUGGGAAGUACCUGAGAUACGAACGAGGGUGAGCCUGAUGUAGAUGUUUAGAAAUUGAGAAGAGCAAGUCGGCAUAAAUGCUUUAGGAUAUUCAUAGUUAAUUGUUCACUGAUUCUACAGUCAGCUGGUGCCCCUUAGACCUCAACGUUCCUUAUUAUUCCUGUUUGUCCUGUAUGGAACUUUUCACGAUAACACCUAAGCAUCUCUAUAUCCUAAGAUCCCCAAUUCGUUUGGAUUGAAUGGAAUAGAGGGUCUCAGGGUCACUUUCACCCCCUUACACACAUUUUUAUAUAUACAUCACCACGUGCCAUGAGUGUGUCUCGACAUCAGAAGCCACACUCCAAUCAACCUUUUUUUCCAUGGAUUUCCCACAAACACUUCAAUCUCAGAUAGUUGAUCAUGAAAACUAUCAAAGAAAGGAACGAGUGCGACUAGGUCAGUGGAUACGAGCAGCUAUUUUAGGAGCUAAUGAUGGGUUACUUUCCACAACAGCACUAAUGCUUGGUGUAGGUGCAGCAAAGGAGGACCGGCGCUCCAUGGUCGUCUCUGGACUGGCUGGAGCUGUUGCAGGAGCCUGCAGUAUGGCUGUUGGGGAGUUUGUUUCCGUUUCAACCCAAAGAGAUAUUGAGAAGGCAUCUGCUGCUCACUGCAGUUCAAAAACCAAUACUGGCGGACAAGAUGACCAUGUAAUCAAGCUGGAAAUCACUGCCACUCCAACCACCAUUAAGGAAACUAAAAUAAGUGAGACAGAUUUGGGCAUCUCAAAUGUGCUGACAUCCACCAGACAUAUUUGUUGUCGAAAAAUGUCACCAGAUAUUAUUACUGAGUCCAGGUUGCCCCAGAUUUUCUCUCCUGGACGAUCUCCUAUUGUGGAAGUGAUCAUAGAAGACUCUACUAAGACAAAUAUAACAAAAGUAACUUCUCCAGCAGUCAAAUUGAUUUCAAAAGAUGCUGCAACAAAUACUGUGCAAGUGUGCGAGGUAAAUGGAGAGAAAGUGCUGCCUAACCCGUUCAAAGCGGCCAUUGCAUCAGCUCUAGCAUUUUUGUGCGGUUCAUUUGUGCCUUUGCUGCCGGCAAUACUUUUUGCUCAUUAUCUCAUCCGGUUUGUGGCGAUUGCACUACUUAGCUCGAUAGCAUUGGUUCUUUUUGGGGGUUUUGGAGCUCACCUUGGUGGCUCAUCCAUCAGAAUAUCUGCCAUGAGAGUUCUGUUUGGAGGAUGGAUUGCCAUGGGAAUCACUUACGGUUUGCUUAAGCCUUUUGAUGGUGAUGACGGCAGUCAUGACAAGAAUUAACAUUAUAAGUUGUUGUAUUACAUGCAUUAAAGCGAAGAAGGUUGUCUUAUAUGGGUAUUAUAUAAU